AUGCAAAGCAACGAAGCGCUCUUCCUCGGCCUUGACGCGAGCACGCAGGCGCUCAAGGCUUCGCUGCUCGAUGCCCACCUCACCGUGCUCGCUGAGAUCGAGGUGCGCUUCGACCGCGACCUUCCGCACUAUGGCACCAACGGCGGUGUGUCCGCACCCACCGCCGACGAUGAUCAGGGCACCGUGGUGGCGCCCGUCAUGCUGUACGUCGAAGCGCUCGACAUGCUCGGAGACAAGAUGCGCGAGGCCGCGUGGCCGCUUGCGCGCAUCCGUGCUAUCUCUGCCGCAGGACAGCAGCACGCCUCGGUGUACUUUUCGCGCGCCGCACCGCACAUCCUCACCACGCUCGCGUCGGACAAGACGCUGACGGCGCAGGUGGAGCGUGCGUUCAGCCGCAAGGUCGUGCCCAACUGGCAAGAUUCGUCCACUGUCGAUGCGUGUCGCGCGUUUGAAGACGCCAUGGGUGGUGCAGAGGCGCUGGCCAAGGUCACCGGCUCCAAGGCGCACACGCGAUUCACAGGACCGCAGAUCUACAAGUUCCGCAAGCAGCAUCCCGAGGCGUACAAGGACACCGAACGCAUCGGCCUCGUCUCGAGCUUCGUCACCACCAUGCUCUGCGUCGGCGAGGGCGAGGAUGCAGAGUCGGUGAUCAAGGGCAUCGAUGAGUCGGAUGCGUGCGGCAUGAACUUGCUCGACAUGCGACCGGCUUCUGCCCGAUCGGCCGACGAGCGCGUCGGGAAGAUCGAGCCAGGCUGGUGCCAGAAGCUGCUAGCGCUUGCUUCGGGCGAAACGGAUGGAGACGAUUCGCUCGGCGGAGCUGAAGAGCUUGAGCGCAAGCUCGGCGUCGUCUACCGAGACGCCGGCGCUUCGGUGGGCAAGAUCGGCAGCUGGUGGAAGCAGCGCUACGGAUUCAGCGACGACUGCCACAUCUUCCCCGGAACCGGCGACAACCCGGCCACCUUCCUCGCCUUUAGUCUUGCGCAGAGGCAGGCGAUCAUCAGCCUGGGCACCUCGGACACCGUCAUGGUGGCUACCGACCAGUACGUGCCCGAUCCAGACUUCCACGCCUUCUUCCAUCCUGCGCAGAGCCCCGAGGGUGGACAGCGCUUCUUCAACAUGCUGGUUUACAAGUCGGGCAGUCUGGCGCGAGAAUGGGUGCGCGACCAGUACUGCAGCGCCGACUGGGACACUUUCAAUGCCGACGUCGAGAAACACCGCGUUGAGUCGCACGGCAACAAGCGUGUCGGAUUCUACUGGCUGCGACCCGAGAUCAUCCCUGCCGGUGCGUCGGGCGUGCAUCGCUACACCACAGCCUCGUCGCAGUCCGAUUGGAACCAGGUGGACGACUUUGACGAGGCCGGUAUGAAUGCGAGUGCGAUCCUCGAGACGCAGUUCCUCAACUACCGCUACCGCUCAUCGUCGAUCGUUGCAGGCACAUCGUCGUCGCCCGACACGUCCAAGUUGCCACUCGCCUCGAUCUACGCCGUGGGCGGAGCAUCGUCCAACACCACCAUCACCCAAACCAUGGCAGAUGUGUUCGGCUGCGACAUCGUCAAGCCUGUCCAGCCCAGCGACGACGGCAAGAGCUGGACCGCUGCCAACUACAAUUUUUGCUCCGUCGGCGCGGCGUACAAGGCAGUGUGGGGAUGGAGCCGCACCCAGCUGCCCCAGGGCGAGGCAUCGCCGGAGUUCGACGACUUUGUACACGCCACCAAGUCGCGUCAGGCCGCCAAGGCUGGAUUGACCGCGCAGGGUCAGGACAAGGUCGAGGGAGGGGUGCAGGUAAUCUGCCGUCCGCGCGACGGUAGGACGCAGAUCUACACGGACAUCGUGCAUGACUGGAAGACCCUCGAAGAGCGCAGCCAGAAGCAGGCCUAG
This is a messenger RNA of Moesziomyces antarcticus, 1878 nucleotides long. RefSeq names its product xylulokinase. Gene Ontology annotation, biological process: xylulose metabolic process. Lineage: Eukaryota; Fungi; Basidiomycota; Ustilaginomycetes; Ustilaginales; Ustilaginaceae. Gene Ontology annotation, cellular component: cytosol. Gene Ontology annotation, molecular function: D-xylulokinase activity. The transcript has a single exon. The record is from RefSeq and is a predicted model, not a curated record. Bases 1 to 1878 code for a protein of 625 amino acids.